CCAUUCCAGCCCUCGACCUCGGCACGGUGGGUCAACACCCUAUUCUUCACCAGUCUCGUUCUCAGUCUCGCUGCCGCCCUGCUCGGCAUCCUCGUCAAGCAAUGGGUGCGCGAGUACAUGCAGUGGAACUCGCCUCUCGCAACACCGCGAGAGAACAUCAUGGUGCGGCAGUUCCGCCUCGAGGCAUGGGAGACGUGGAACGUCUCGGCGAUUGUCUCGACGGUGCCGGCGCUGCUCGAGGUCGCGAUGAUUCUCUUCCUCAUUGGCAUGAUCAUCCUGCUCUGGAUCUUGGAUGACGUCGUGGCAAUUUGUUUGACGGCUGCGACAGCGAUGUUCCUGCUCGUGGUCGCCGUCUUCACUGUCCUUCCUGUAUUCUCACGCCGAUGCCCGUACAAGUCUCCGACGGCAUGGGCGGUCAUGGCAGCU
Phanerochaete carnosa HHB-10118-sp is the source of this 426-nucleotide messenger RNA. RefSeq lists its product as uncharacterized. The annotation marks the transcript as partial. The record is from RefSeq and is a predicted model, not a curated record. The transcript has a single exon. NCBI's taxonomy places the organism in Eukaryota, Fungi, Basidiomycota, Agaricomycetes, Polyporales, Phanerochaetaceae.